This is a messenger RNA of Lagenorhynchus albirostris (white-beaked dolphin), 2277 nucleotides long. It is a transcript of the gene LSR, whose product is annotated as lipolysis stimulated lipoprotein receptor. Gene Ontology annotation, biological process: establishment of blood-brain barrier; tricellular tight junction assembly. The record is from RefSeq and is a predicted model, not a curated record. Gene Ontology annotation, cellular component: tricellular tight junction; plasma membrane. NCBI's taxonomy places the organism in Eukaryota, Metazoa, Chordata, Mammalia, Artiodactyla, Delphinidae. Bases 396 to 2180 code for a protein of 594 amino acids. The transcript is spliced from 10 exons.
AGGAGAACUGGGGGAGGGGGAGCGCAGAGACUAAGACCUCCUGAUCCCCAAGUCUCCGGAGAUCCCUUGUGUGCCAGAGAGGAAUUCUCUAUUCGUGCCUGAGAGCGCUCCCCCGCCCUUGUUCAGAGAUAGCAGGAAGUGAAACUCCCGGGACAGCGAAUCCGGGAGCGGCAAGGAGAAUGGGACCCUUUGUGGGGUAGGGGUGAAGGACCACCGAUCACUGGGAAAGGCCGGGAUGAGGACUCGGUAGCCCGCCGAGAUUUCUAAGUCUUGGGGUAACGGGGAGAAGGCACUUGAGCGUUGGAGUAGAAGAUUCCUAGGGGGAGAGAUCAAGAAACAGCGCCCAGGCAUUGGGUGGGUGCGGUAUUGGAAACUCCCCACCCCCCAACCCAACCAUGUCCGAAGUAUCUGUGCGUAAGAGUCUGGUGGAAGGGACUCAAGGACUUGUUUGGAAACCAUCUUCUGCUGGAUCUGAUGUUUGUUUGGGUGGGGGUAUCAGAGCCCCUGCCAGCGCCAUCCAGGUGACUGUGACAGACCCCUACCAUGUGGUGAUCCUAUUCCAACCCGUGACCCUGCCCUGCUCCUACCAGUCGACCACGACCCCCAUGGCGCCCAUCGUGAUCUGGAAGUACAAGUCUUUCUGCCGGGACCGCCUUGCUGACGCCUUCUCCCCAGCCAGUGUUGACAACCAGCUUAACGCCCAGCUGGCGGCUGGUAACCCGGGCUACAACCCCUACGUGGAGUGCCAGGACAGCGUGCGCACCGUCAGGGUUGUGGCCACCAAACAGGGCAAUGCCGUGACCCUGGGAGACUACUACCAGGGCCGGAGGAUCACCAUCACAGGAAAUGCUGACCUGACCUUUGACCAGACGGCUUGGGGGGACAGCGGCGUGUACUACUGCUCUGUGGUCUCAGCCCAGGACCUCCAGGGGAACAACGAGGCCUACGCAGAGCUCAUCGUCCUCGGCAGGACCUCUGGGGUGGCUGAGCUCUUACCCGGUUUUCAGGCGGGGCCCAUGGAAGACUGGCUGUUCGUGGUCGUGGUCUGCCUGGCUGCCUUCCUUGUCUUCCUCCUGCUGGGCAUCUGCUGGUGUCAGUGUUGCCCCCACACCUGCUGCUGUUACGUCAGGUGCCCCUGCUGCCCCGAAAAGUGCUGCUGCCCAGAGGCCCUGUAUGCUGCAGGCAAAGCUGCCACCUCAGGCGUCCCAAGCAUCUACGCCCCCAGCACCUAUGCCCACCUCUCCCCUGCCAAGACCCCAGCCAUGAUUCCCAUGGGCCCUCUGUACAACGGGUACUCUGGAGACUUUGACAGGAAUAGCUCAGUUGGUGGCCACAGCUCCCAGGUACCCCUGCUUCGUGACACAGACAGCAACGUGACCUCUGAAAUCCGUAGUGGCUAUAGGAUUCAGGCCAACCAGCAGGACGACUCCAUGCGGGUCCUGUACUACAUGGAGAAGGAGCUGGCCAACUUUGACUCUUCUCGACCUGGUCCCCCAAAUGGCCGUGUAGAGCGAGCCAUGAGUGAAGUCACCUCCCUCCAUGAGGACGACUGGAGAUCCCGGCCUUCCCGGGGCCCUGCCCUCACCCCGAUCCGGGAUGAGGAGUGGGGUCACCACUCCCCCCGGAGUUCGAGGAGGUGGGAACAAGAGCCCCCCCUGGACCGGCCAGGGAGUGGCUGGGGGGCCGGGCGGCCCCGAGCCCGUUCUGUGGAUGCUCUAGAUGACCUCGCCCGGCCGGGCUCCGCUGAAUCAGGGAGGUCUCCCCCAAGUGGUGGGAGGAGAGGCCGGGCCUGUGCACCCCCCCGAAGCCGCAGCCGUGAUGACCUCUACGACCAAGACCAAGACGACUCAAGGCACUUCCCACACUCCCGGGAUCCCUACUAUGAUGACUUCAGGUCUAGAGGCCGCCCUCAUGCUGACCCUAGGGCCCGCUACCACCCCUCCCGGGACCCUCCAGGUGAUGGCUCCAGGUCUGGGGACCCCCAAUAUGAUGGGCAGCUACUAGAAGAGGCCUUGCGGAAAAAGGGGCCAGCGGAGAGAAGGAGACCUUACAGGGAGGAAGAAGAGGAAGCCUACUACCCUCCAGCGCCUCCCCCUUACUCUGAGACUGACUCCCAGGCCUCACGGGAGCGGAGGCUUAAGAAGAACUUGGGCCUGAGUCGGGAAAGUUUAGUCGUCUGAUCUCAACGUUUUGUAUGUAGCUUUUGUACUUUUUUUUAAAUUUGAGGAAUUAUUGAUAUUCUCCUCCUAAGACUAAUAAAACUUAUGAUCACAAGUC